AUGCCUGCUGAAGAUAAGGUCUCCAAGAACGUUCCUCUCGAGUUCAUCCAGGAGGGAACUGCAUUCCUCAACAAGUGCACAAAGCCCGACCGAAAGGAAUACACCAAGAUCGUUCGAGCCGUUGGUGUUGGUUUCCUCGUCAUGGGAGCCAUUGGCUACAUUGUCAAGCUUGUUCACAUCCCCAUCCGACAUGUCAUUGCCGCCUAG
This is a messenger RNA of Yarrowia lipolytica CLIB122, 207 nucleotides long. RefSeq lists its product as uncharacterized. The record is from RefSeq and is a predicted model, not a curated record. Gene Ontology annotation, biological process: protein targeting; post-translational protein targeting to membrane, translocation. Gene Ontology annotation, molecular function: transmembrane protein transporter activity. NCBI's taxonomy places the organism in Eukaryota, Fungi, Ascomycota, Dipodascomycetes, Dipodascales. Gene Ontology annotation, cellular component: Ssh1 translocon complex; membrane.